Messenger RNA from Paramuricea clavata, 1482 nucleotides. NCBI's taxonomy places the organism in Eukaryota, Metazoa, Cnidaria, Anthozoa, Malacalcyonacea, Plexauridae. The record is from the annotation of a GenBank genome assembly.
AUGGAAUGCCAAGUGCGAACAAAUACCUCUAAUGUAACUGAUAAAUCAGAAAAAUACUUGAGGGCAAUGAAGGAUGUGAAAGAUGGAGGAUUAAGCACAAGAAAGGCUGCUGAGAAAUGGGGGUUAAAAAGAACAGCUCUUCUGUCCAGGAUAAAUGGGAAAGUGGCAUACAACAGGUGCAAAGGUCCUUCACCAAUUUUAACCAAAUCAGAAGAAAUUGCAGAUUGGCUUAUUGAAAUGUCUAACCGUGGGUUUGGUGUUUCGAAGAGUGAUCUUUUGCAAACUGUUAAGAAUUUUUUAGACAAGGAUAGUCGAUCAACACCGUUUAAAAACAAUAAACCAGGAAAUAAAUGGUUUGAAAGUUAUAUGAAGAGAAAUCCCCAAGUUAAGGUUCAAAAAGCAAGACCUCUUGAAAAGAAAAAGGCAAGAAUCACUCAAGAGGAUGUGGAUAAGUGGUUUUCAGAGUAUCAAGAGUUCUUGUUAAAAAAAGAUUUGAUGGAUCAACCAGGACAAAUAUGGAACUGUGAUGAGACUGAAUUUGACUUGAAUGGUUGUGUUGGCAAAGUUAUUGGUCCAUCUAAGCAAAAAGAGGCACCAUAUCACGUAAUGUCUGGUAAUAGGGAGUGUAUUACUAUGCUUCUUUGUUUCAACGCCAGUGGACAAUGGAUGCCUCCUUACUUUAUAUUUCCAGGAAAACGAAUUCCAGUUACUUAUAAUCCUUUGGAAGGAGGAGUAGAUGGCAGCGUUUUUUCCAUGACCGAGUCAGGUUACAUGAACACUCAAACAUUCUAUAUGUUGCUGGCAAACCACUUUAUCCCAAACUUGCCACCAAAAAGACCGGUUCUUCUUCUUGUCGAUAGUCAUGACUCUCACCUUGAUUUGGCUACCUUUGAACUUGUAGAAAAAAAGGUAUAUAUUUAUAUGCUUUAUUAAAGAAUGCAACACAUAUUGUGCAGCCUGCUGAUGUGGGGUUAUUUGGCAGUAUGAAAUGAAGCUGGCACAAAUCAAUAAGAGAAUAUACACAGCAAAAUCCCAAUGCAGAUAUUACUAAGAAGAACUUCUGUUCUGUUUUAAAGUCUACGUUGGAAGAUGUCAUGCGCCCUUCUAUCCUUACAGCUGCAUUCCUUAAUUAAAUCUGGCAUUUAUCCACUUGAUAAAAGCGAAGUUUCAAAAGGGUUAUUGGGUCCAUCCAAUCAAUCUUUUGAUGCCAACCAGCGGGUUGACAAAGAUAGCACCUCUCCUUCACUGCAAGCAUUUGAAGCACUAGAUGCUGCACUUUCAACUCCAUCACAGGCUAAGUACAGACAUAGAAUUGAGGAAGGAUGCGACUUGAACGGAAGUCCCACAUUUAGCGCUUGGAAUAAGCUAUACAAGUCAACGAACCCAUCACAUGUUCAUCAUGAUGGUAAAGGAGAAACUUCUCAGAGAGAAUCAGAGACUUCUCAAGGGUCACAGCAUGCAGAGAAAGCGCAGAAACCUUAA